This is a messenger RNA of Auxenochlorella protothecoides, 1908 nucleotides long. RefSeq lists its product as uncharacterized. The record is from RefSeq and is a predicted model, not a curated record. Gene Ontology annotation, molecular function: serine-type endopeptidase activity. Bases 1 to 1908 code for a protein of 635 amino acids. Lineage: Eukaryota; Viridiplantae; Chlorophyta; Trebouxiophyceae; Chlorellales; Chlorellaceae. The transcript has 8 exons. Gene Ontology annotation, cellular component: membrane.
AUGGUGCGCCAGGCCAACCCGUUUGGCCCUGGCCUGGACUCGUUCUUCGGCACCAGGACGCGAGGUCGAGGCAGGGCUGGAUCAUCCGCGCGCAUAAUGCAGCUCGGCCUCUUGCUAUACCAGCAGAUCGCUAUGUUGGAGAACAAACCACCUGUCACGAUGGCGCUGGUAGCCUUGCAAGUCCUGCUGCACCUCCGACCUGACGGAUUCGAAGGUCUGCCGUCCAUUGCAUCCGCCUGCCUCCAGCCGCACGCCAUGCUCUUCAAUGGCGAAUGGAGCCGGCUGUUAUGGGCUCCCUUGCUCCAUGCCGACGAGGCGCACCUGUUUUACAACAUGUCCUCCUUCAUCUGGAAGGGCGCCCAGCUGGAGCCGGUGCUGGGGACCCGCGCUUUCCUGCUCCUGGUGGCUGAGCUGGCGCUGACCUCCAGCCUGGCAUAUGUGGCGCUGGCGGCGGGUGCCGCGCUCCUGUCCCCGGCGCUGGGCCUGGGCCUCAUGGGAUCCUGUGCCGUGGGCUUCUCCGGCGUCCUCUUCGGCCUCAAGGUCGUGCUGAGCGCCGAGGCCGCCGGGUGGAGCAGCGUGGCCGGCAUCACCCUUCCCUCCAAGUACGUGUGCUGGGCCGAGCUGUUCCUCGUCCAGUUCAUGAUGCCGCGCGCCUCGUUUGUUGGCCACCUGGCGGGCAUCCUGGCUGGGCUGGCUCACGUCUACCUCGUCAGGCCCUGCUUGCUUGCGGGGCCCGGUGGCACCCGCGCAUGGUGGCGGGCCACACCCCGCACCCACGGCUCGGGGCGCCUCACGCGCGGCAGGGUGCUGGCGGCCGCCACGCUCUACGCGGUGCUGGCGGCAGCCUGGGCCACGCUGCCCACGCUGGCCUCCCUGUCGCCCAUCGCGGGCAUCCAGGGGCGGCUGAGCCAGAUCGCGGACCCCAUCCCCCUGGCGGCCAGCCUGCUGGGGGGGGCCACGGGCAUCCGCGCCUUCCACCUGGGCCUGGCGCGGCUGGUGAACCUGCGCGGCACCUGGUACGCCGGCGCCUUUGGCGGCUGGGUCGCGCUGCCGGCGGCGCUGGGCGCGCCGCUGGGCGUCGUGCUGGGUGCGCUGCGCAUGCUGUGGGGCACGCUGCGCGUGGCGGUGCCCUGGGCCGGCAGCAGGGCCCUGCGCGCCGGCGGCGCGGGCGUGCUUGCGUCGGACCCCGGCUCCCUCAUCCACCUGCUCGUCAACCUGGCGUCCCUGGUCGUGCUGGGGGCCCACAUCGAGGCGCGCGCCGGGUCGGCGGCGCUGCUGGGCACCUUCCUUGGCGCCGGCACGCUGGGCCUGCUGUGGUCGGCGCGCAAGGUGCCGCACGCGCGCCUCCCGCGCCUGGACCCGAUGCUGGCGGCGGGCAUGGGCCUGACCGCGCGCGCCGCCGGCUCCGGCCUGCUGUCCCUGUUCCUCACCGACACGGCCCGUGCGGGGGCACGCUGCGCGGCCGAGGCCUGGCUUCUUGCACUGCCGCUGCGCGAGCCGCCGCCGCAGCGGGCUGGGAUCCCUCAGAAACGCGGCGCACGUGGCCGCUGGGCGGCGCUGCGCCCGAGCGGCCUCCUGCGCUUCGCCGUGUGGGUCGCCAAGUACCUGCUCAGCCUGGCGGUGAGCCUGGCGCUGGCGCCGGCUUACGCCGCGGCCCGCCCGCUGCUCGUCGCCGUGCGCCUGCUGCAGUUUGCGCGGCGCAACGCGCCGGCCGUUGCCGUCACGCUUGUCGCGCUCGCGCUGGCCGCCGCCGACUCGACCCUGCGCCUGGUGGCCGACACGGGGUUCGCCGCGCGCCUGCCCUGGCUGGGCGCCGCGCGCCUGGCUAUCGUGGCCGCCGCCACGCUUGGCCUGGCCGCCUGGACUGCGCUGAGGGUGGUCGCCUACCGCGCCCCGGCCAGGCUCUGA